AUGGCAGCUACCGAAAGCCUCUUGAAAAAGGUGCGCGCUGGCUCUGUUAACUGGUCUUCAGAGGAAGUGGAACGGGUAGUGCUCGAGGUUAUCGAAGACCAGUUGCAGGAUGUCGAAUACGAUGAAAGCUUAGCAUCCCAAUGGGUGAACAACAUUUGCGAAGAGUGCAUGCAGCGGCUAGUGGAACUGAAGAAGCCGUUCAAAUACAUUGUUCAGACUGCAAUUCUCCAACGCACAGGCGCGGGCCUACACGCUACGUCCUCGUGCUUCUGGCAACCGGCCGAAGAUGGUGCGCUCGUUUGCCUUUGGCCGCGCGAGCGAUUGCAGACCCAGGAAAAGAAAGGAGGCGUGCAGGCCUGUGUGAUCGUCUACGUCAUUAGCCUCUGA
Molecule: messenger RNA, 387 nt
Organism: Besnoitia besnoiti
Lineage: Eukaryota; Apicomplexa; Conoidasida; Eucoccidiorida; Sarcocystidae
Product: Tctex-1 family protein
Exons: 5
Coding region: 1-387 (128 amino acids)
Biological process (GO): microtubule-based movement
Cellular component (GO): cytoplasmic dynein complex; cytoplasm
Molecular function (GO): dynein intermediate chain binding
Source: RefSeq, a predicted model, not a curated record